GCGAGCAACCGGCAGCCAGCAGCAUCCGAGCUUUUCAGUUUUCAGUUCGCUGCCACCCUCCGUCAGUGGUGGUUGUGCUGAAGACAGACGCAAGACCAAAAACGUGUGGAGUCAUGUUAUAAUACUGUUCACGUUCCACCCCAAGUGCGACGUUUGCCUUGCGUGUGACUUAAAGAUUAAACUACAUUCAACGUGCGGGUUUUCGUAUUGCUUCCGCGAGGUGACUAUUCGAAACAACAUUAAAAACGUGUUUGCCGGCAGUCAAUGAUUGUAUAUAAAUAUACGCGAAGGGGUGACUCGAGGUCGUGCUGAGUUUGUUGGGUAGGGUUGUCUAGUGGGUUAGUGUGAGCCCGCCCUAGUCAGUGCACCCCGGUGUUUGGUGGUGUGUAUUUUGUGUGAAUAUCGUGAAACUGUGUGUGACUUAGUGCUUCGAGAGCGUCGAUCGCGAAUAAACUUAGGCGGGACAUGAUAGUACGUGAUAGAUGAGCUUUCGUAUCCUCGCAAGGAUGGCUCUCGCUUUGUUGUUGUUUAUUUGCGCGGUUGCAGGCGCCUUCGCCAAGGACACAAUGUUUCCCACCGACAGCAUUCCAGUGUUGCGUUAUGAAGCUCCGGACGACUGUCAGUGGUGGGUACGGGAUCCAACAGUCACUGGUAGUGGUCAGGACGAGGUAUCGCUCACAUGCAAGCUGCGAACCAUAAACAGUGAAUUCGAUACAACCAACUUCAGUGUCAUACCAUCAGAGCAUACUACAUCAUUGCGUAUUGAAUGCAGCGAUGUUAUUAUGUCCAGGAGUAGUCUGGACGAUCGCAGUUUUGUGCAUUUAAACAAACUGCGGGAAUUAGAGUUGGAGCAUUGCAAAUUGGGCCGCUGGCCGGCCGGUACCCUCAUGGGUUUAAGAGAUUUACGAAAUCUUACUGUGCGGACACAUAAUACCGAUUGGCCUGCGAUGAGUUUAGAUUUUUCGGCGGAAAGUUUUGUGCCGGUGCGACAACUUGAACGUUUGGAUGUAAGUUGUAAUAAUAUCUGGUCGUUUCCGGAAAAUAUCUUCUGUCCGCUGACCAAUCUCGUCAUGCUCAACGUGAGCGAGAACCGCCUGCAGGACGUUAGCGACCUCGGCUUUCGCGAGAAGGCGCCUAGCUUGCCGCAGCCUUUAAUUAGCACCGCCGAAGACGAUCAUCCGCGGCCCGAGACUGCACGCACAUUAGCGCACCCGUGCAGCCUGGAUAUUCAAGUUCUCGACACGUCUCACAAUCACUUCGUGCUCAUUCCGGCCAACGGCUUUGGUGUGCUUCGACGCCUGCGUGAAUUAUACAUCCACAACAACGAAAUUUCCAUGGUAGCUGAUAAAGCUCUUGCCGGUUUGAAAGCUCUUCAAAUCUUUGAUCUUUCCAACAACAAAGUUGUGGCAUUACCUUCAGAAUUAUUUAAAGACUCAACUGGAUCUAUCAAAGAAAUUUAUUUGCAAAACAAUUCUAUUAGUGUCCUUGCACCUGGGCUAUUUGCCAAUCUGGAGCAACUUUUGGCACUGGAUCUAUCAAAAAAUCAUCUUACAAGUGCAUGGAUCAACGCAGAUACAUUCACAGGCCUGAUUCGUUUGGUCCUGUUAAAUCUAUCCUACAAUCGGAUUUCUAAAUUGGAACCCGCGUUUUUCAAAGACCUCUAUACGCUACAAAUAUUAAAUUUGGAGCACAAUUUGCUCGAGACCAUUCCUGCCGAUACUUUUGCCCCGAUGAGCAAUCUGCACACACUAAUUCUAUCUUUCAACAAAAUCACCUACCUGGAUGCUUACUCCCUAAACGGAUUAUACGUGCUGUCAUUGUUAGCGUUUGAUAACAAUCUGCUAGAGGGAAUUCAUCCAGAGGCGUUCCGCAACUGCUCCAGUCUAGAAGACUUGAAUCUAAACGGAAAUGUGUUGACUUCGGUGCCGUUGGCUUUGAAAGAUAUGCGUUUGCUACGCACCGUCGACUUGGGGGAGAAUGUCAUUACGUCCCUGGAAGAGCCUGGUUUCCGCGGCAUGAAUAAUUUGUACGGACUGAGAUUGAUUGGCAAUCGUUUGCAAAACAUCAGCAAACGAGUGUUCACUGACUUGCCAGCUCUGCAAAUUCUUAACUUGGCACGCAAUAAGAUCCAGCGUAUUGAACAUGGCGCCUUUAGCUACAGUCCAAAUCUUCAAGCGGUGCGUCUCGACAAUAAUCAGAUGACUGAUAUCAGCGCUUUUGCGGACAUCGAAAGUUUACUCUGGUUAAACGUGUCCGACAAUCAAAUCGAGUGGUUUGACUAUGCGUUGAUUCCUCGCAAUCUUCAGUGGCUAGAUUUGCACAAGAACAAUGUCCGCGAGCUGGGAAAUCAUUACGGAUUAGACUUGGAGUUGAAACUGCAGACGCUGGACGCCAGUUUCAACAAACUGGGCAAGGUAAACUCCGCCGCGGUUCCGAGCAGCCUGGAGUUAUUGUUCGUUAACGACAAUUUAAUCUCCAUCGUCGAACCGCACACGUUCCUUAAGAAAAUGAAUCUGACACGAGUGGAUCUCUACGCGAAUCAGAUCGUCAGCAUGGAUCUUAAUGCGCUGCGACUGACGCCAGUUGACCCCGAACGCCCGCUUCCGGAAUUCUACAUCGGCGGCAAUCCGUUCCAAUGUGACUGCACGAUGGAAUGGCUGCAGCGCAUCAACAAAUUAGAUCACUUGCGGCAACAUCCACGUGUAAUGGACCUCGAGAGUAUCUACUGUAAGUUACUAUACAAUCGCGAGACGAAUUAUCUACCUUUGAUAGAAGCCGAAUCUAGUCAAUUCUUGUGCACGUAUAAAACGCACUGCUUUGCCCUCUGUCAUUGCUGCGAUUUUGACGCAUGUGACUGCGAAAUGACAUGUCCGACCAAUUGCACUUGCUAUCAUGAUCAAUCUUGGUCGGCAAAUGUCGUGGAAUGCUCCGGCGUCGGUUAUACGGAAAUGCCAAGUCGCAUUCCCAUGGAUGCAACUGAAGUCUACUUGGAUGGUAACAACUUUGGCGAAUUGUCCAGUCACUCAUUUAUAGGACGCAAAAACCUAAAGGUCCUGUAUGCUAAUAACUCCAAUAUUGCCGCCAUUUACAAUCACACCUUCAGCGGUUUGCGCCGCUUGACUGUCCUUCAUCUCGAGAACAAUCGUAUCAAGGAGUUGCUCGGCUUUGAAUUGGCGACGUUGGAGAACCUGCGGGAAUUGUACCUGCAGGGUAAUCUCAUUCACUACAUUGACAACAGGACAUUCAUUGAACUGAAACAAUUGGAAGUGUUGCGAUUAGAUGGCAAUCGCUUAAACUAUUUUGCUGUGUGGCAGUUCUCUCUGAAUCCCUACUUGGUCGAAAUUGGUUUGAGCGAUAAUCAGUGGUCGUGUGAAUGCAGCUACGUGCAAAAGUACCGAUCCUGGUUGCAGGUUAAUUACGGAAAAGUGGUAGACGCUGGAAAGUUGGUGUGCAUGUAUAGUAAUGUAACCAAAGCACUGGGUCCACAUUUGGCCGAUUUUAACGCGACCUCCUGCGCCGCAUACACCAGCAACACGCGGGCUAUAGUCGAGAGUCAAGUGAUGAACGACUAUCUGCCGUUGCUUCUCGGCACCAUGUGUCUGUUUCUCGCUAGUGUCGUCAUCGUCUGUGGAGCGUUCUACUAUCGCCGAGAGUUGCGCGUCUGGAUUUACUCUCGCUGCGGUUUGCGAAUGUGCUACAAGACCACAGCUUUCGAAGAACAGCAGGAUAAAGACCGCCUAUUCGACGCAUACAUUAGCUACAGUGUCAAGGACGAAGCAUUCGUAAGUCAAGUCCUUUCGCCAGGCCUCGAGGGCAGCGAGCAAGGAUAUCGUCUUUGUUUGCACUAUCGCGACUUUAAUGUGUCCGCUUAUGUGGCGGAUACGAUUAUUGAAGCGGUUGAGUCUUCCAGGCGUACUAUUAUUGUACUGUCGAAAAACUUUCUGCAUAAUGAGUGGUGCCGUUUUGAAUUUAAAUCCGCAUUACAUGAAGUGUUAAAAGACCGUCGUCGUCGGUUGAUUUUCGUCGUGACAGGGGAGCUGCCCCAACGCGAUCUCGACCCAGAUCUUCGACUGUACCUCAAGACUAACACAGUGAUCGAAUGGGGUGAUCGCCAAUUCUGGCAGAAGCUUCAAUUUGCUAUGCCAGACAUCAAGCGUCCGUGUGUGCACCAGCGUUCAAGUGUGAACAUCUACGCGUCAACGACGCCAACGCACCACCAUCAUCAUCUGGAUCGUGCGAGGAGUCCCGCUCUGCCGCCUCCGCCGCCGCCUGGAAAGCUUCCACCGUUCCUACAGCAUCCCCCUAGUCUUCCACGAGAUACGCGGACGCUGCCGCAUCCCCUAUGGGCGUAGCGCUUAAACAAACGCAGUGAUGGCAACAGCGGUAGCACAUGUUCCUUGGAUUACGUACGUCCACAUCGUCGCAAGUAUUGACUUUUGCCGGAGGGCGCCGAGAGCGCCGACAAAAACUUCAUCGUACAAGGAAAUCUAGCACAGAAAACGUCGCUGCCACCAUGCGUUCAACGCGUAUUAAAAACUCACACCCACACACGAAGAAAUUAAAACGAAUGGUGAAUACAUAAAUGUGAUAAAAAAAUAAUUAAUUCCAAGAAAGACUAAUAUUCUAAAUAUUUAUAUAUUUAUUGUUAAUUAUGAUAUUAUAUUGUGAAUAAACCUAACUGAAAAGGACAUUUGAACGCGGGGAACAGAAUUUAUACAGUGCGGAAUGAUGAAAAGAGUGCUUAAAAUUUUAACACACAUCUAAUAACCAGUUUUAAACUUAUUAUAAAGAAAUAAUUCAGUGUCACAAGCAAAUAUAGUUCAAGUCAUACAUCCAACUCGGCCAUAGUUAUAUAUAUAUAUACUCAUAUGGAUACAGAAACGUGAUGGUCACAAAUCGAGCUUAAAACUUGGAUUACCCACGUCUGCCACAGUUGAAGAAAGUCUGAACGGGUUUAUUGUAAAUAUAAUCUAAAAAAUCUCAUGAUGAUGACUGCCCACGUGUAUAAAAAACAAAAUGUAACAUUUGAAGAUUCUUUCACAGAAGUUGAUAUGUUAUUAGCUGGAAUUCCUAACUCAGUAAUAAACGACAACGAUAUUUCUAGUUUUAAGUAGGAUAUAACUCGGUGCCGCUCGUGCAUGAACAGUUUCAGAAAAACACCAGAACGCAGUGUAUAUAAAUAUCGAUAGUAAUAACCAGAAAGUGAGCUGUUUGAAUGUAUGUACAUUAAUUAAUUGGCACACUUGACAAACUGACGAUCUGUUUGCGUCACCGUUCGAUUCCUAUGUACUUACUAUUUAUUGUAACAUACACUCUAUGCAAGCUACCGUAAUUAAUUAACUCUAAUUGCCACUCAAGACAAAACCGAAAUUACAUAAUGUGAGCACGAGACACCCAGCGUAUUUAUUGUACAUAGUGUAUAAAUGAAUUAAUUGUAAGGAAGGAUUGCGUCAUGCACAUGAUGACGAAAUGGGCAUAUUAAUGAAUAUUACGACGAGCUGAUGAACUAAUAUGAACGAUUACUAAAUUAUAUUUUGAACAAGAUAUUCCAAAGCACUUUAUUGUGUACAUAUAUGGACUGCUUACUUAUUAAGUAAUUUUUUGAAUAAUAAACAAAUUACAUUUUAUUUAAACGAAA
Dalotia coriaria is the source of this 5638-nucleotide messenger RNA. Its product is annotated as toll-like receptor 6. The record is from RefSeq and is a predicted model, not a curated record. Gene Ontology annotation, molecular function: protein binding. NCBI's taxonomy places the organism in Eukaryota, Metazoa, Arthropoda, Insecta, Coleoptera, Staphylinidae. Gene Ontology annotation, biological process: signal transduction.